Molecule: messenger RNA, 2090 nt
Organism: Daucus carota subsp. sativus
Lineage: Eukaryota; Viridiplantae; Streptophyta; Magnoliopsida; Apiales; Apiaceae
Product: terpene synthase 10
Exons: 8
Coding region: 43-1854 (603 amino acids)
Biological process (GO): diterpenoid biosynthetic process
Molecular function (GO): terpene synthase activity; magnesium ion binding
Source: RefSeq, a predicted model, not a curated record
AAUACAAAAGCUAGCUAGUUAAGCAAAACAGUCACUACCAAUAUGGCCGUUAAUAUUGUGAAUUUUCGCUUGCAUUUCCCUUCGAUUCCUUGUAUGCUUAAACCAACUUCUUUUGCAUCUGUAAACCGAUCCUUUACUGCAGGCAAAGUUGUGAAAAUCUCUAGUAUUCGAUGUACUAGUACUCGUGAUAAAAUAUCGAUUGGUAGAAGAUCAGGAAGUUAUUCUCCUCCGACCUGGGAUUAUGAUUUUUUUCAAUCUCUUGCCAGUAGUUUUAAGGGAGAAAUUUGCAGUAGACAAGCUUGUGAAUUAAAAGAAAAUGUGAGGUUUUUGCUCAACAAAGAGGACUUGGACAGCCUCCAUAAACUUGAGUUAGUUGAUGCUAUUCAAAGACUUGGAGUGUCCUAUCACUUUGAGGAUGAAAUUAAGAGGAUACUGGAGGCUAUAUACAACAAUGAUGAAAAGUUAAACAGUCAGGAUCUUCAUGCCACAUCUCUGAAAUUUAGACUAUUAAGGCAGCAUAACUUUAGGCCUUGCUCCCGAGGUGUUAAUGUUCCUCAAGAUAUUUUUAAGCAAUUUAUGGACGAAUCGGGGAAAUUUAAGGCCAGCCUCAGGAAAGAUAUGAAGGGCUUGGUACAAUUGUACGAGGCAUCAUACCUUUCAAUAAAGAAUGAAGAAAUCAUGGACGAGGCGCAAGAUUUCACAACGAAGCACAUGACAGACUACAUAAAUGAUAUCAGCUGUAAAGAUGAAAAUCUUGUUAAACUUGUUUGUCAUGCAUUGGAGCUUCCACAACGUUGGAGGGAGCCGAGGCAAGAAGCUAGGUGGUUCAUUGAGUUUUAUGAGACGUCUGCACCAGCAGAAGAUUAUGUCUCUAGCUUGCUCUCCUUUGCAAAAUUGGACUACAACAUGGUGCAGGCAAUCUAUCAAGAUGAUCUCAAACACUUGUCAAAAUGGUGGAAGGACACGGAAUGGGGUGAAAAAUUAGGUUUUGCUAGGGAUAGGUUGAUGGAGUGUUUCCAUUGGAGUGUGGGCUAUAACCCUAACCCUGAGUUUAGUUAUGGAAGGAAGGUGCUCACUGCCGUGACAACCUUCAUAACUACCAUCGACGAUAUCUACGACGUUUAUGGUACUUUGGAGGAACUUGAAUUGUUGACAAAAUUAUCAAAAAGAUGGGAUGUGGCAGAGCUGGACCAGCUGCCAGAUUAUGUAAAGGUUUGUUUUAAAGUGUUCUAUGAUAAUAUCAAUCAAGUAGCCGAGGUUGCAGAAAGGGAACAUGGUAUCUCUGUCCUUCCUUACAUCCAAAAAGCGUGGACUGAUCUAUUUGACGCUUAUUUGGUGGAGGCCAAGUGGUACCACAGUGGAUAUAAACCAAGUCUCAGUGAAUACCUCGACAAUGCCUGGAUCUCAAUAACAGGGCCGGUAGUCCUUACUCAUCUAUAUUUCUUGACUGAACCAUCCUUCACCGACGAAGCCUUGCAAAGCAUCAUGAAUUGUCCCAAAAUAGUUCGUCUCGUGUCCAUGAUAAUUAGAAUUACAGAUGAUAUCGCGACCUCAGAUGGUGAACUAAAGAAGGGUGACACUCCAAAAUUGAUCCAAUGUUACAUGAAUGAUAAUGGUGUUUCGGAAGACGCGGCUAGAGAAUACGUUAAGCGGUUUUUGAUUGAGAUCUGGAAGGAGUUCAAUGAAGAGAUGCAAGCUGCAGAGUCUAUAUUUUCGAAGCCUUUUAUUGAUGUGUGCUUGAAUCUGGCUAGGAUAACUACAGCCAUCUAUAUGUAUGGAGAUGGACAUGGUGCACCAAAUGCUAAGGAUAUAGACCGUUCAACAUAUCUAAUCGUUGACCCGAUACCUAUUUAGGUUACUCUCACCAUCUUCAUCGUUAAUGUCUUGCAAUAAAUAAUGUACUGGUCUACUGCAAUAUUUCUAGCAUUCACCAUCUGAGCUGUUUUGUGAGUCGACUUUCGUAACUAGGGUUCUAGCCGCCACUUCUCCAUUUUUCAGAUCUUCAUCCCCUCACCGAUUAAAGCCCUUCAUUCUCCCAUCCUCUCUUCUAUUUACUGGUUUUCAAUAAAAAUUCGAUCUAAUCUUUUUUG